Molecule: messenger RNA, 625 nt
Organism: Racocetra fulgida
Lineage: Eukaryota; Fungi; Glomeromycota; Glomeromycetes; Diversisporales; Gigasporaceae
Source: the annotation of a GenBank genome assembly
GACAGAAGCGGAAAAAUAUUACCUCUCAGCACGUUUAGAAAAACGACAGCCAUUACCAGAUGUAUCUGAUGAACCAAGUUGCACUUUAUCGGUUGUAGUUCCUGCCUACAACGAGACUGAACGAAUGCCUUCAAUGUUACAUGAAACAGUUAAUUAUCUGGAAAGUCGAAGACUUAAAGAUCAAACCUUUCAAUACGAGAUCAUAGUGGUUGAUGAUGGAAGUACUGAUGGUACAUCCAAAGCAGCAUUAAAAUAUGGUCAGGCAAGUCCACACGUAGAUUUGAGGGUUUUGACUUUGGAAAAGAACAGAAAGAAAGGUGGUGCAGUUACUCAGGGGAUUUUAUCAUCCAGAGGGAAAACUAUACUUUUUGCGGAUGCGGAUGGGGCUACAAAAUUUUCUGAUCAUGAAAUUUUAGAAAAGAGAUUGCUCGAAGUUAUAGACAAAAAUGGGUUUGGUGUUGCCGUUGGAUCUAGAGCGCAUUUAGUGAACACCGAAAUUUGUAAUUCAUCUCUGGUGCGAUGUAUCAUUAUCCCUGAUCAGCCAAUCAGGAAAAUCGAAGUGAUUAUUAUUUUAAGAAAUUUGGCCUCUGAGGCUGACUUUUCCUUGGAGUUUUGGGUUAGGUGA